AUGGAAUAUAAAGACUCUUCCAGAAACAGCUCCGUGGCGCUCAAAGAAGCGUGCGACUGGUCUCACUUGUUCAGCCCCGAGAGCGCGUCGAGAAAGCACUCCGUGAUGCAAGCAAUGCAUGUGAUUUUGGCCCAGCCAGGCAUUCGGUCCCUCGGCCCUGGAGCCCCUUCCACCGAAUACUUCCCCUUCUACGGCAUAGACUUCGAGGUCGGCUCGACGGACGCCUUCAAGACCGUUGGCAAGAAGACUCCCGACACAACGACGUCCAUCCACGCCGGCAAGCAUGACAGCAUCGCUGGAACCAGUAUCUAUGACUUGGCAAUCGGGCUGCAAUACGGAGUGGGCACGGGUUCCAAGCAGCUGGUCAAGUUUCUGACGGAACAUAUCCAGCUGGUUCAUAACCCUCCCUACCGCAAUUGGCAAACAAUCCUCAGCGCUGGCAACACCUCUGCCUUCGAGAUCGUCCUACGCAUGCUCGGCCAGACCGGCGACUACCUGCUUGUCGAGCAGCACACCUACACGACUGUAUUCGAGACCGGGAUUCCACUCGGCUAUAAGUUUGCCCGUGUGCGCAUGGACAAAGACGGCCUGCUCCCUGACGACCUCGACCUCGUCCUCUCAACCUGGGACGAGUCCGCUCGCGGUGGUAAGAAACCCCGCCUGCUGUACACCAUCCCAACUGGCCAAAACCCCACGGGCAUCACGCAGCCACUCCCCCGUCGACAAGCCGUCUACCGCGUCGCCCAGAAACACAACCUUUUCAUAAUCGAAGACGACCCCUAUUACUUCAUCCAGCUACCGGUCUACCAGCCCGGCGGGGCCGCUAUAGCCGCCACCGCUCCCAUUACCUCGGUGGAGAAAUACGUGGAGACCCUGAUCCCCAGCUAUCUUCGCCUGGACACCGAUGGCCGCGUCCUGCGAAUGGACUCCUUUUCGAAGAUUAUCGCGCCUGGCGCGCGCAUGGGCUGGGUGACGGCACCGGAGCAAGUCAUUGAGCGCAUGGUCCGCGCGCAUGAAGUAUCUGUGCAGAAUCCAAGCGGGUUCUCGCAAAUUGCCAUAUUCAAGCUGCUGCAUGACGGCUGGGGGCAUCUGGGAUUUGUGAAAUGGCUAGCACAUCUGCAGAGUGAGUAUAGGAAGCGGCGGAACAGCUUGUUAGAAGCCUGUGAUGCUUUCUUGCCGCGCGAGAUCGUUAGCUGGGUGCCACCUACCGGUGGGUUUUUCAAUUGGAUCUCCAUUGACUGGACGCAGCAUCCCGAGGCGAUUAGUAAAUCCAAGCUGCAGAUCGAGAAGGAGAUCUACGACGUGGCCAUCGAAGGUGGAGCCUUGGUUGUGCCGGGGAGCUGGUUCUUGCCAGAUGAGGGGAUUGGAGGCAUGGAAGGAGUGUCUUUCCGUAUGACCUAUGCGGCAGCUUCGGUGGAAGAUGUGAGGGAGGCAAUUCAGCGGCUGGGGAUGGCGCUGCGGGGAAUCUUCAAGCUAGAGGCGGCGGGUGGGGCUUUAGAGUCGCGAUUGUAA
Messenger RNA from Penicillium brasilianum, 1512 nucleotides. Lineage: Eukaryota; Fungi; Ascomycota; Eurotiomycetes; Eurotiales; Aspergillaceae. The record is from the annotation of a GenBank genome assembly.